This is a messenger RNA of Hippocampus zosterae (dwarf seahorse), 733 nucleotides long. RefSeq names its product transmembrane protein 47-like. The record is from RefSeq and is a predicted model, not a curated record. The coding region runs from base 133 to 681 and encodes 182 amino acids. Gene Ontology annotation, biological process: cell-cell adhesion. The transcript has 3 exons. Gene Ontology annotation, cellular component: cell-cell junction; membrane. Lineage: Eukaryota; Metazoa; Chordata; Actinopteri; Syngnathiformes; Syngnathidae.
AGCGAUGCCCACAAGGCACUCGUCCCGUCCGGCGCGCGGGAUCCACCCACGUAAAACAACCGACUUCUCUUCUGCGGGCUUCUUUCCUUCGCACCACCCGCCUCCUGCUCGGAUCCACGGCGCCCCCCCGCCAUGUCGUCGGCUAUCACCGAGACGGAGGAGUCGGCGCGAAGCUCCCCGCUCACACCGCUCAAACUGGUCGGGCUGGUGUGCGUCUUCCUGGCGCUGUGCCUGGACGUGGGCGCCGUGAUGAGCCCCGCGUGGGUGACGGCUGACGACCAGUAUUACCUGUCCCUGUGGGAGUCCUGCUGGAAGCCGACGAGCAUCGACAAGUGGCAGUGCAACACCACGUUGAGCUCAGACUGGCAGGUUGCCACACUGGCGCUGUUGCUAGGAGGCGGAGCCCUGGUGCUGACGUCAUUCCUGGUGGCUCUGGUGGCCGUGUGCAUCGGCACCAGACGGCGAUUCUCCAGGCCUGUCGCUUUCAUGCUUUUCGCUACAGUGGUCCUGCAAGCCUGCUGUUUGGUGCUCUACCCCAUCAAGUUCAUCGAGAGCAUCAACCUGAAGAUUUACCACGAGUUCAACUGGGGCUACGGCCUGGCCUGGGGCGGGACCAUCUUCGCUUUCGGCGGGGGCAUCCUCUACUGCCUCAACCCCAAGAGCUACGAGGCGUACUACUAGCGCCCUCCCCCCACCCUUCAGCCUUUUGAGAGAGGCCUUCACUGGAGUGACG